AUGGCGACCACCCCACCGGCCGCCGCUACCUUCCUCCACCAUCACCUCCCCUUUCCCAGCCUCCGCCCCAAGACACUUCUCAGACCCCGCCUCCGCCGCCUCGCCGCGUCCAUCAACCCCUCGCCCCCCGACGAGACCCCCGCCGCGGACCCACCGGUCAUCCCCUCAAUCAGCAUCAAGAACACUGAGCCCGAGGAGGUCGCCCGCCGCCGUAGUUGGGUGGAGCACGGAUGGGCGCCGUGGGAGGAAAUCAUGACCCCGGAGGUCGCCUUUGCGCGCCACAGCCUCAACGAGGGCGAGGAGGUGCCGCUUCAGUCGCCGGAGUCCCUCGAGGCCUUCCGCAUGCUCACGCCUUCCUACCGGAAGAAGGUGGAGGCUGAGCCGGGAUACCUGGAGCGCCUCUUCGCGACGCGCGACACGCCCAAGCCUCUCGAGACGACGUGGGCCGGCCGGCUCCCGCUGCGGCUCGUGCCGCCGCGGGACUGGCCGCCGCCUGGCUGGGAGGUGGACCCGGACGAGCUGGAGUUCAUAAGGGAGGCGCACAGGGAGGCCUCUGAGAGGCUGGACAUGGAGGCGGCGGCCGCAGCCGGGGUGACCAACGUGGAGAAGCUGGAGGAUGCGCCACAGGAUCUGGCGCUAGACAGGUACAAAAUGUUCCUGAAGCAGUACAAGGAAUGGGUGGAGGCAAACCGAGAUAGGUUGGAGCAGGAGUCCUACCAGUUUGAUCAGGAUUACUUCCCUGGCAGACGAAAAAGAGGUAAGGACUACAGUGAAGAUAUGCAUGAACUUCCAUUCUACUAUCCUGGACAGAUCUGUUACGGGCAAGUAACGACUGUUCACCUCUAUCAGGGAGCCUUUGUGAACAUCGGUUGUGUCCAUGAGGGGUGGGUGCCGAUAAAAGGAAAUGACUGGUACUGGAUCCGGCAUCACAUCAAGCCUGGCAUGAAAGUCUAUGUGGAGAUUCUGGCCAAACGAAACCCUUACCGCUUCCGCUUCCCACUUGAGAUGCGAUUUGUAUAUCCUAACAUUGAUCACCUAAUAUUUAAUAGAUUCGACUUCCCACCAAUAUUUCACCGUAAGGAGGAUACUAACCUAGAGCAGUUGUGGCGUGAAGCUGGACGGCCACCCAUUCCUAGGAAAAAACCUUUAAAAGAUAUGGAAAAGGAACCUUUGGUAUCAGACCAUCCUUUUGUUGAUACGCUUUGGGAAUGGCAUAAUGCAGAGCAGAUGAUUUUAGACUACGAGGAACAAAAUCCAGAUAAAUUCAAGGAUACAACAUAUGAGUCCACAGUUGAUGCAUCCUCAAUCGAUGAAGAAAACAGAGUUGGAUACACUGAAGGAUAUUUCAAAGAAACACUGCUAAAAAAGAAAGUUGUGAAUAUAAGCGUCAAAGAACUUGAUCUGGAUGCUGCUCGUGCUGAACGCCAGCUAAUAAAAAAGCUGAAAAAGGAAGCCGAGGAAAGAGGAGAGGAAUACAAAGUUGGGAAGCUCCGACGAAACAAAGAAAUGGAUGAGUAUGAUCUGAUGCAGUGGCGUCGUUCAUUUGAAGAAAGGGAAGCCCUUAUCAGAGACAUCUGCUGUCGGAAAGCACUUGGUCUUCCUAUCGAGGAGCCCGGGCGAUAUGACGUAGAUGAGACAGAGGUCUAUGGGAAGGAUUAUUAUGACCCGGAAAAGCCAAUGUACCGCUAUGACUACUGGGGAGAACCCAAGAACACCGAGAAGACUAAGCUGGAGCGGGACGUGGAGCGCCACAACCAACAGGUGGUCGGCGACGCGAAGAAAUGGUGCGAGAUGUCGUAUGAUGACUAUGUCCGCAAGAAGCUGCGGUUGGAAGCAGCUGAAGCGAGGGAAAGGCAGAGGAAGGCGUCCGAGCCGCAAGAGGAUGAGGAGUAUGAUGACGGCAUGGACCUGGACUUGAAGAAGAUGACCGAUCCUCGUGCCCCGCACAACCGGUUUUACAUCACGAAAUGA
Molecule: messenger RNA, 1971 nt
Organism: Miscanthus lutarioriparius
Lineage: Eukaryota; Viridiplantae; Streptophyta; Magnoliopsida; Poales; Poaceae
Source: the annotation of a GenBank genome assembly